This is a messenger RNA of Rotaria socialis, 387 nucleotides long. The record is from the annotation of a GenBank genome assembly. Lineage: Eukaryota; Metazoa; Rotifera; Eurotatoria; Philodinida; Philodinidae.
AUGAAAGAGUACACCUACGAAGUUCAACAUUCAUGGGAGAAACAACGACGGCCGAUUGCUACCGACACUCGGCAUCAUCAUCAGUACCAUCAUCAUCGUCAUCAACAAUCGUUCGGCAAAGAAGAUGCCGCCAUGGAUGCUGAUGCUAGUAGUAUGAGUGAGACGACAUCGGAGUCAGGUGUUAGUGAUCUCGAAACAAGUAUGACUGAUAUUCGCUGUACAUGUUGUCCAUAUGGCUAUCAUCUCGACACUGAUUUUGUUAAAUUUCUCGACGAUAUGUACGGAUCUGAUGUAUUACGAACAUUGAAAAAAAUUGAACGCAAACGACAUGAUGUACGAAGUCGUAUUAUCAAUGAACAACAGGUACUAAAAUUUCUUCAAGAUUAA